Periophthalmus magnuspinnatus is the source of this 2475-nucleotide messenger RNA. RefSeq names its product ATP-binding cassette, sub-family D (ALD), member 4 (gene abcd4). The transcript is spliced from 19 exons. Gene Ontology annotation, cellular component: peroxisomal membrane. Bases 140 to 1969 code for a protein of 609 amino acids. NCBI's taxonomy places the organism in Eukaryota, Metazoa, Chordata, Actinopteri, Gobiiformes, Gobiidae. Gene Ontology annotation, biological process: peroxisome organization; fatty acid beta-oxidation; long-chain fatty acid import into peroxisome. Gene Ontology annotation, molecular function: ATP hydrolysis activity; ATP binding; ABC-type transporter activity. The record is from RefSeq and is a predicted model, not a curated record.
CGCAGAGCUUUAGUUGGAGAGAGUAGUUUGGCUGUGAAAGCUGGCAAUUUUAUGUACAUCUUCUUUUUGUAAGAAACUUAUUUUAUGUUGAACAAUUUCAUGUUCGCUAUUUUAUCGUGUCGCUAGUUUCAUAGAGCAAAUGCCUGGCAUAGGGAAAUCAGGCUCUAAGAGGCCCAAACUGGACUGGAGGUUUGUGCAGAGGUUCUGCAGCAUCCAGGGGGUGCUGUUCCCCUCAUGGACCAGCCAAAGUGUGCUCAUGUUUGGGACACUGCUCGGAGUCACUCUGACAGAGCAGCUGAUCAUUUACCAGGUGGGAAUUCUCCCAAGCCACUUCUACAAUGUGUUGGGAGAUAAAGACUACUCAGGCUUCAAGAGUUUGGUUGGGAAAGCCAUGGUUCUUAUUUUACUUAACUCAACGUUAAAAAGUAUAGACCAGUACAUCUGCGGCCUGAUGUAUCUGAGCUGGAGGAAGACGCUAACAGAAAAUCUUCACUCAUCCUAUUUUCAAGGACGGGUUUAUUACACCCUCAAUGUUCUCCGAGAAGACAUUGACAACCCAGAUCAGCGCAUCAGUCAGGAUGCAGAGAGGCUGUGUAAGCAGAUGAGUACAAUGGUCAGUCGUCUCAUAGUCUCACCAUUUACUCUGGGUUACUACACCUAUCACUGCUUUUACAGCACAGGUUGGAUUGGUCCUGUGAGUAUUUUUGGUUACUUUGUGAUUGGAACGUUUGCCAAUAAGAUUCUCAUGGGACCAAUUGUGUCUACGCUUUUUGAGCAAGAAAAACUGGAGGGUGACUUCAGAUUUAAGCACAUGCAGAUCCGUGUGAAUGCAGAGUCAGCAGCUUUUUACAGAGCUGGUAAAGUGGAGCACAUGAGGACAGAUCGAAGGUUGCAGACUCUGCUACAAACUCAGAAAAGUCUGAUCAACAAAGAGCUCUGGCUUUACAUUGGAGUAAACACCUUUGACUACCUGGGUGGAUUCCUCAGCUACAUUAUAAUCGCUAUUCCCAUCUUCACUGGAGUUUACGACGGCCUCACUCCUGGAGAACUUAGCGCUCUCAUUAGUAAGAACGCCUUCGUGUGCAUCUACUUGAUAAAUGGCUUCACGCAGCUAAUAGACCUGUCAACCACUCUGUCCGAUGUGGCAGGAUACACCCACAGGAUUGGGGAGCUCAGAGAAGUAAUGGACGACAUCCUCCGUAAACAGUGCGACUACGACCCCGCGUCAGGAGAGAGCUAUGACUUUGACAGUGAUUUCAAUGUCCACGCGGGCCCAGUGGACACAGCCUUCAUACUGGACCAUCUCUCUUACAAGUCCCCAUACUCGGAAAACCUGCUGGUGGAAGAUCUGAGUCUGAAAAUCAGUCAAGGCACACAUCUGCUCGUGGUGGGCAACACAGGAACAGGAAAAACAUCACUACUCAGGGUCCUCAACCGGCUCUGGGAGGCAGAUAGUGGCUUUGUCCAGAUGACAACAUGUUUUGGCCCCAGAGGAACACUUUUUCUCCCUCAAAAACCAUACCUGACCGAUGGUACACUACGGGAACAGGUGAUCUACCCACUGAAGGAUAUCUACCCUGCAUCAGGGUCAGUGGAUGAUGACAGAAUAAUCAAAUUCCUAGAAUUGACUGGAGUGUCUAGUCUCCUGAAGAGAACAGGUGGACUGGAUGAGAAUGUCGAUUGGAACUGGUAUGAUGUACUGUCUCCUGGUGAAAUGCAGCGUCUCAGCUUUGCACGGCUGUUCUACUUACAACCAAAAUAUGCAAUAUUGGAUGAAGCCACUAGUGCAUUGACAGAGGAGGCAGAGGCUCAGUUGUAUCGCAUGUGUAAACAGCUCGGGAUGACACUGGUCAGUCUGGGACAUCGUAGCAGCUUGGAAAAGUAUCAUGAUGUUCAACUGAAGCUGUGUGGAGGUGGUCUCUGGGAGUUAACUAAUCUGAGAAGAGGCACCCUUUCAGAGGCACUAUGAUAAUCACACAAUGCACUGUGAAAGAUGCUUCUGUGUGAAGGAUGGGACAGAAACAAACAUGUACUGUAUUAGUCAGUUUACUUUUAUAUAUAUUUUUAUGUCACAACCCUACAUACAUUAGGCCUAGUAUUGCUGGAUUUUAGAUGACGUGACAAAAAACUAUAGGCCCGCAAUAAAAAGGAAACGUGCCUCAGGUAUAAUUAUAACAGUUUUUGAGCAGAUUCACCAUUCAACAUUUGAGGCAUCUGGCAGUGGGACUUCAGCUGUCUGAAAGAGGAUGAGAAAAGCACACUGAAAUCUUAAUUUAGACCAUGUCAGGCCUUUAUGGUAGUGUUUACAUUUAUUACAAACAUAUCUAACACUUAGAAAAUGAUUUGCUAACUGUACAAAAAGUAUAAUAUAUUUAAGUUAAUCGAAUGUUUGUACAUGACAUACAAUAUUGUCUGGAAUUUCAUUUGCACUGUUUCAUCACUCAUAGGAAAUUAUUAAAACAUUUGUAUUUUUAA